Messenger RNA from Fusarium oxysporum Fo47, 1236 nucleotides. RefSeq lists its product as uncharacterized. The coding region runs from base 1 to 1236 and encodes 411 amino acids. The record is from RefSeq and is a predicted model, not a curated record. Gene Ontology annotation, molecular function: protein serine/threonine kinase activity. Lineage: Eukaryota; Fungi; Ascomycota; Sordariomycetes; Hypocreales; Nectriaceae. The transcript has 3 exons.
AUGGAUCCUUUAUCCGUCUCGGCAUCCGUUGUAGGACUUCUAGGCGCCGGAGCCAAGAUCACAUCAUGUCUUUGGACAUUCGCGACCAACGCUAGAGACGCCCCUCAACUUGCACGUCAUCUUGUGUUUGAAGUAGCCGAUAUCACAGCGGCACUUGGUUCGCUUCAGGCCUAUGUGCGCGGACAGGCUCAAGCCCCCGGUGAACGAGGGGCAUUGAUUCUGUUGGAACAUGUUCUUACUACACUGACAGGAUGCGUUACUACGUUCUCGGAUCUCCAGCGCCUUAUGGACCAGCUGAAUCUGAGCCCUGGCAUGGGGACUAUUGAUAAGAUGAAAUGGGCUCGACAAGAGCCUUACAUCUGUGCUAUUGUCCAGCGCCUUCAAAAUCACAAGUCGUCGUUGACGUUGAUGUUGACCGUUUUGCAGUGUGAAACAAUGAAAGAAGCACAAAGUUCAACUCACCACCUCUGCAAUCUUGUUGAGGAAUUGCUCCAAAGCAACCAAGAUCUUGCCAGUCGUAUCAGAGGGCUUGAGCGAGAGGGUUCUAUUAUUGCAGAAUCUAGGAGAGACGAUGUCUCUACCCUUCGACAGGCACGAGGCUCAAAAUCUCUUUCAUUCAUCGACACACAGGCUUCCGCCAUCAAAUUCACAUUCGACCAGGACCUCCAGGCAUCUCGAGUGUACAACCGCGCCAUAGGUAGACAAUCUAUGACAUCUCUUACAAGCACUGCAUUGUACACGACUGCGCUGUCUCUUUUCUCCAACCUAAGCCUCUCUCAAGUGUCUAACAUCUCUUUCUACGCCUUGCCAGUUUACUCCAAUGAUUUGAGUAACAACGAAUGCUAUGUAUUUGGCGAGGAAGGGGCUGUGGUACGCUCAGAUAGUUCUCAGGCUCCCAAGUCUUCUACCUCACAGCAAAAGACGCAAAAUGGUGCGGACAACAUCUUUCCACCAACGAACCAGGCUCAGGCACCUCCACGGCUACUCGGACGCUUUGCGAGAAGGCGCAAGAAGCCAGUGGUGAGUGCACCAGAAAAUCCCUACCAUGUUACCCAUAUUGGAUUUGACGGCUCAACGGGGCAGUUUACUGGUCUACCUAGAGAGUGGCAGAGGAGGUUGAAUGGUGAACAUGCUUCCCAAGAUGCAGGAAGUGCGUCGCAGUGGUCACAGAUGGUUGGCCCAUGGCAGUUUCAUAAGCAAACCACAGGAGGAGCCCCUCUGGACCCCAAUAAUUAA